Messenger RNA from Racocetra persica, 631 nucleotides. The record is from the annotation of a GenBank genome assembly. NCBI's taxonomy places the organism in Eukaryota, Fungi, Glomeromycota, Glomeromycetes, Diversisporales, Gigasporaceae.
CGUUUGCCCCUAGAAAAAAUUGGUAGAGUAAUGAAAGGGGGGAAAAAAAUAAUUAAUAUAGUCAAGCAUCGUGAUGAAAUUAGUCAAGUCGCUUUUACUUCUGGUAAUGAUGACAUAAUGGUAUUUACCAAGCAAGGCAAAAGCAAAAGUUUUGCCGAAGAAAAAACCCGUAUUGUUGGUCGAGCCGCUUAUGGUGAUACGGCUAUUAAAUUAGAAGAUAGCGGUCAAAAAACUCGUUGUCCUAAACAUAAAGCCCUGCUUGAACAGCACAAAACUGCUUCUUGUUGUGAUAAGAGUCAAUUAGGUGCUUCACUUCGUUGUCCGCGUGGCAAAGAGAUAAAUAAAGAAAUAAGAAAUUGUCCGGAUUGUAAUAAAAUAAAACCCGCUGCACCCGGCCAAAUAAAAGAUGAAAUGGUUAGUUUAUUGGUUGUGGAAAAACAAUUGCCAAAAAAUGAAUUUAAUUUGCUGGCAGUUCGCGAAGACAAAAGUGGAAUAAAAAAAUCUCUUUCUGUCGUUUUCAAUCUAGCCAAAAAGCGGGGAGGCAAAGGAAAAAAGAAAUUCAAAGUUGAAGAGCGAGAAGUUUCUAAAUAUUGUGAUAAGCACGAAAAUUCGAUUAGCAAGUUAAGAGAAA